AUGGCUUCACUGUACCAGCGGUUCAGCGGGAAGAUCAACACCUCCCGCUCUUUCCCCGUCCCCCCCGAAGCCAGUCACCUCCUGGGCGCCCAGUGCAGCGAGGAGGACGGAGCUGCCGGCAAGACCCCGCGUCCAUUGCAACAGGAAAGCAGCCGGCCCCGCUUCCAGUACCAGCCGCGAAGUGACUGCGAGGAGGAGGAUGAGCUGGUGGGGAGUAAUCCUCCACAAAGAAACUGGAAAGGAAUUGCGAUUGCAUUACUUGUUAUUCUCGUUAUCUGCUCCUUGAUUGUCACCUCUGUUAUACUCCUGACACCAGUUGAAGAUAACAGCUUGUCUCAGAAGAAGAAGAUUACAGUGGAAGAUCUAUUUAGUGCUGAUUUCAAAAUCCAUGACCCAGAGGCUAAAUGGAUAACUGAUAAUGAAUUCAUUUAUAGAAACCAGAAUGGCACAGUGAUUCUGAGGAAUGUUGAAACUAACAAUUCAACAGUAUUAAUAGAAAACAAAAAAAUUGUCUCCUUAAAGGCUGUUCGAUAUGAAGUGUCACCUGACCGGGAAUAUGCACUUUUUGCUUUUAAUGUUGAACCAGUGUAUCAGCAUUCAUAUACGGCAUAUUAUGUCCUCAGCAAAAUACCUCAUGGGGAUCCCCAGAAUUUGUAUCCCCCUGAAGUCAGCAAUGCAAAGCUUCAGUAUGCUGGUUGGGGUCCAAAAGGGCAACAGCUGAUAUUUAUCUUUGAGAAUAACAUCUAUUACUGUGCCCAUGUGGGGAAACAAGCCAUCCGAGUGGUCUCCACAGGAAAGGAAGGUGUUAUUUUCAAUGGGCUCAGCGACUGGCUAUAUGAAGAGGAGAUCUUGAAGACACAUAUUGCUCAUUGGUGGUCUCCUGAUGGCACCAGGUUAGCAUAUGCAACAAUUAAUGCCUCCAGAGUCCCCACCAUGGAGAUCCCAGUAUACACUGGCAGCCUUUACCCUACUGUCAAAAUGUAUCAUUAUCCAAAGGCUGGAAUGGAAAACCCAACUAUUUCCUUGCAUGUGAUUGGUCUGAAUGGACCUACCCACGACCUGGAAAUGACUCCCCCAGAUGAUCAAAGAAUGAGGGACUAUUACAUAACCAUGGUGAAGUGGGCGACCAGCACCAAGGUGGCAGUGAACUGGCUGAACAGGGCCCAGAACGUCUCCAUCCUGACGCUGUGCGACGCCACCACGGGCGUCUGCACGAAGAAACAUGAAGAUGAAAGUGAAGGUUGGCUGCACAGACAGAACGAAGAGCCGAUUUUCUCCAAGGAUGGUCGGAAGUUUUUCUUUGUGCGAGCCAUUCCUCAGGGAGGACGUGGGAAGUUCUACCACAUUGCCAUGUCAUCGUCACAGCCCAACAGCAGCAGUGAUAACUUACAGUCUAUUACAUCUGGUGACUGGGAUGUGACAAAGAUAUUGGCAUAUGAUGAAAAGAGGCAUAAAAUUUAUUUCCACAGCACAGAAGAUUUGCCAAGAAGGAGACAUUUGUACAGCGCAAGCACAAAUGGAAACUUCAACAGGCAGUGUCUGUCUUGUGAUCUGAUUGAAAACUGUACUUAUUUCAGCGCAUCAUUCAGUCACAACCUGGAAUACUUCUUACUGACAUGUGAAGGUCCCCGGGUUCCGAUGGUGACUGUUCACAACACAACCGACACACAGAAAAUUUUUGAGCUGGAAGUAAAUGAAAAUGUGCAGCUGACAGUAAAUGACAGGCAAAUGCCUAAAGUAGAAUACAUGGAAAUCAAGAUAGAUGAUUACAAAUUGCCAAUGCAGAUCCUAAAGCCAGCAACCUUUUCAGACACAGCGCACUAUCCCUUGCUUUUGGUUGUGGACGGGACGCCUGGCAGCCAGAUCGUGACGGAGAGGUUCGAGGUGACGUGGGAGAGCGUGAUGGUCAGCUCGCACAAUGCCAUCGUGCUCAAGUUCGACGGCCGUGGAAGUGGCUUCCAAGGCACUAAGCUCUUGCACGAGGUUAAGAGGAGGCUGGGCCUUUUGGAAGAGAAGGACCAGCUGGAAGCUGUCCGGACAAUGCUGAAGGAGCAUUAUAUUGACAAAAUGCGAGUUGGCGUGUUUGGGAAGGACUACGGCGGCUACCUGAGCGCUUACAUGCUUCCAGCUGGGGAAGAGAACCAAGUCUUUGCCUGCGGAGCUGCUCUUUCCCCACUGACAGACUUCAAAUUAUAUGCUUCAGCAUUUUCUGAAAGAUACUUGGGCUUGCACGGGAUUGAUAACAGAGCAUAUGAGAUCACGAAAUUAGCACACAGAGUCUCAUUACUGAAGGAACAGACAUUUUUGAUCAUUCAUGCUACUGCUGAUGAAAAAAUCCAUUUUCAGCAUACUGCCGACCUUAUCACACACCUAAUUAGGGCAAAGGCUAAUUACAGCUUGCAGAUUUACCCGGACGAAAGCCAUUACUUCAGCAAUGAAGCAUUACAGCAGCAUUUGUACAACUCCAUUAUCAACUUCUUCGUGACAUGUUUCCAAGUUCAGGACAAACUCCCGAUAGCCCCCCUGAAAGAGGAGGAGGACGACGAUUAACCCUACGUGUCCGUGCUAAGCACAAGGCAGAUCUCUCUAACAAUAUGCAACUGGAUCAUUUUCCUGAAGAAAGAGAUGUUAUGUUGUUAGCAUGUAUUUAAAGAAAACUGAAAGCAGCUCAUCUGCUUUACUUGACAGCAACUCCUUCCUAAAUGGAAGAACAUUAAGCAUGGUGAACUCAGCAGAAACUGCUGUCUGAAAUAAAUCCAUCACAACCAACAUCUUCUUUUUCUUUUUCUUUUUUUUAAUUUUUUUCUUCCUUUCUUUUUUCCUCUUUGUUUGCCACAAAGUGACUUCUACCGUGAAAGUGGCAAGACAUUGGACUUGAAGAAACACCCCAAGAAACCGCUUUGAGGACUGGAAGAUUUGAUGUCCCUUUGCAUUCAAGCAAUCAAGCAGUAGCAGUGAAAUCUAUCAUCCACAUUAGGUUACUAUAGUUAGCACCACACUGUGUCAGAAAAAAUAAAAUAAAAUCUAACCUAAUACACGGAAAAAUUACAGCACAAUUAUCUUAAAGGAUACUGAUUCAUGCAUACUUGCCUGCUCUUUCCCACGUUCAGAAGGUUUGUCAUUGCUACAGGACAUACAAAUUCAAUUGUACAAAGUAUCACUAUAGUUACUCUGAUGUUUACCUUCCUGUAAU
Messenger RNA from Cygnus atratus (black swan), 3193 nucleotides. It is a transcript of the gene DPP6, whose product is annotated as dipeptidyl peptidase like 6. The record is from RefSeq and is a predicted model, not a curated record. Gene Ontology annotation, molecular function: dipeptidyl-peptidase activity; serine-type peptidase activity. Gene Ontology annotation, biological process: proteolysis. The transcript has 26 exons. Bases 1 to 2550 code for a protein of 849 amino acids. NCBI's taxonomy places the organism in Eukaryota, Metazoa, Chordata, Aves, Anseriformes, Anatidae.